AUGAAAAAGGAAGACAAGAUCAGACUGAAUACUGUUACUUCCAACGUCACCCUGCACCAUCGGGCCCCUUCCAGAGAGGCCAGCUCGACCCUACACCUCCAGGCCCCAUCAAGAGAGGCCAGCUCCAUCCUGCACCAUCGGGCCCCUUCCAGAGAGGACAGCAACCCCCCAACCCACUACCCCCCAUGCUACUGUAACAGGACAACAUCCCAAUCAGAAGAGACCAAGAGUCCAGCAAGACAGCUAUGCAGAGGUGGCACGAAGAAUAGAGCACCCUGCUGAAAAACUGUUGUUAUCCAUCAAUUAUGUAAGCCACCAGGUAUAGAAAACCUAAUAUGGGAAACUAUUGAGAAAGGUAGACUGUAUUGCAACCCCUAUUUGCCAUGUCUUUAACCUAAAGGAGUGUGUGUGUCCACAGGCGUGGAAGGAAGCUAAAGUAAUUCCACUACCUAAAAAUAGUAAAGCACCCUUUGCUGGCUCUAAUAGCCGCCCAAUCAGUUUGCUGUCUUUACAGUGUACAGUCAGAAAGCAGUUUAGCAGUUACACCGGCGGGCCCCGAUGGCAAAUUAAUUAACUUAACUUGAAUUGGAGUUCCAGUGUUGGAUAGCCAUAGCCAGCUAGCUAACAUAGCAUCCCUCUCUGUUUGAGUCGGGGUGUUUGAGUAGACUAAACUAGCUAGCUGCAUACGCAGUUUAGAAGAUAACACAUACAGUGCAGUCGGAAGGUAUUCAGUCCCCUUCCCUUUUUCCACAUUUUGUUACGUUACGGCCUUAUUCUAAAAUUGAUUAAAUUAUUGUUUUUUCACAUCAAUCUACACACAAUACCCCAUAAUGGCAAAGUGAAAAGAGGUUUUUAGAAUUUUUUGCAAAUGUAUAAACAAUUAAAAACAGAAAUACCUUCUUUACAUAAGUAUUCAGACCCUUUGCUAUGAGACUCGAAAUUGAGCUCAGGUGCAUCCUGUUUCCAUUGAUCAUCCUUGAGAUGUUUCUACAACUUAAUUGGAAUCCACCUGUAGUAAAUUCAUUUGAAUGGAAAUUAUUUGGAAAGGCAUACACCUGUCUAUAUAAGGUCCCACAGUUGACAGUGCAGGUCAGAGCAAAAACCAAGCCAUGAGGUCGAAGGAAUUUUCCAUAGAGCUCCGAGACAGGAUUGUGUCGAGGCACAGAUCUGGGGAAGGGUCCCAAAACAUUUCUGCAGCAUUUAAGGUCCCCAAGAACACUGUGGCCUCCAUCAUUAUUUUUUAAAAUUAUUUCUCAGCUGUCUAUUUUACAACUGAGAUAUAUACAGUACUAGUCAAAAGUUUGGACACACCUACUCAUUCAAGGGUUUUUACAUUUUUAUUUAUUUGUACUAUUUUCUACAUAGUAGAAUAAUAGUUAAAACAUCAAAACUAUGAAAUAACAAAUAUGGAGUCACGUAGUAACCAAAAUAGUGUUAAACAAAUGAAAAUAUGUUUUGAUUUUAGAUUCUUCAAAGUAGCCACCCUUUGCCUUGAUGACAGCUUUGCACUUCUCUCAACCAGCUUCAUGAGGAAUGCUUUUUCAACAGUCUUAAAGGAGUUCCCACAUAUGCUGAGCACUUGUUGGCUGCUUUUCCUUCACUCUGCGGUCCAACUCAGCCCAAACCAUCUCAACUGGGUUGAGGUCAGGUGAUUGUGGAGGCCAGGUCAUCUGAUGCACUCCAUCACUCUCCUUGGUCAAAUAGCCCUUACACAGCCUGGAGGUGUGUUUUGGGUCAUUGUCCUGUUGAAAAACAAAUGAUAGUCCCACUAAGCGCAAACCAGAUGGGAUGGCGUAUCGCUGCAGAAUGCUGUGGUAGCCAUGCUGGUUAAGUGUGCCUUGAAUUCUAAAUAAAUCACAGACAGUGUCACCAGCAAAGCACCCCCACACCAUAAAACCUCCUCCUCCAUGAUUCACGGUGGGAAAUACACAUGCAGAGAUCAUCCGUUCACCCACACCACGUCUCACAAAGCCACGGCGGUUGGAACCAAAAAUCUCACAUUUGGACUCAUCAUACCAAAGGACAGAUUUCCACCAGUCUAAUGUCCAUUGCUCGUGUUUCUUGGCCCAAGCAAGUCUCUUCUUCUGAUUGGUGUCCUUUAGUAAUGGUUUCCUUGCAGUAAUUCGACCAUGAAGGCCUGAUUCACGCAGUCUCCUCUGUACAGUUGAUGUUGAGAUGUGUCUGUUACUUGAACUCUGUGAAGCAUUUAUUUGGGCUGCAAUCUGAGGUGCAGUUAACUCUAAUUAACUUAUCCUCUGCAGCAGAGGUAACUCUGGGUCUUCCUUUCCUGUGACGGAAAAGAAGACAAGUCUCUGAAUGUCCUUGAGUGGCCCUGCCAGAGCCCGGACUUGAACCCGAUCGAACAUCUCUGGAGAGACCUGAAAAUAGUUGUGCAGCGACGAUGCCCAUCCAACAUGACAGAGCUUGAGAGGAUCUGCAGAAAAUAAUGGGAAAAACUCCCCAACUACAGGUGUGCCAAGCUUGUAGCGUCAUACCCAAGAAGACUUGAGGCUGUAAUCGCUGCCAAAGGUGCUUCAAUAAAUUACUGAGUAAAGGGUCUGAAUACUUAUGUAAAUGAGAUAUUUCAGUUUAGAUUUUAAAUACAUUUGCAAACAUUUCUAAAAACCUGUUUUUGGUUUGUCAUUAUGGGGUAUUGUGUGUAGAUUGAUGAGGGGGAAAAAAACACAAUUUAAUACAUUUUAGAAUAAGGCUGUAACGUAACAAAAUAUGGAAAAAGUGAAGGGGUCUGAAUACUUUCCGAAGGCACCGUAUUUAUAUGUGAAUUUGGUCAGGUUACAUAUUGCUGCUUUAACUGCACACACAGAACUAACAUCAACAACAUGCAUGUUAGUCUUUCAUAGUUGAGGGUUGAGGAGAAAUUGACUACUUUUGUUCUAGUCUUUUUAAGAGAUACAUACCCACCAGACACACCACUAUGGGUUUCUUCACGGUACCCAAACCAAACACAGAUUUAAUGCUUCGCUCAGUUAUAUAUAGAGCCAUAUCAUUGUGGAAUGCUUUGCCACCAGAGGUUACUCAGGAAAAAAGCAAGUUUAGCUUUAAAAACAGAUACAAAAAACAUAUUGUAGAGCAUCUAUCCUCCUUCUAAAGAUCUAAUUGAACUGUAUUGUAUAUAAGAAUAUGAACAUGUAAACUCAGCAAAAAAAUAAACGUCCUCUCACUGUCAACUGCGUUUAUUUUCAGCAAACUUAACAUGUGUAAGUAUUUGUAUGAACAUAACAAGAUUCAACAACUGAGACAUAAACUGAACAAGUUCCACAGACAUGUGACUAACAGAAAUUGAAUAAUGUGUCCCUGAACAAAGGGGGGGUCAAAAAUCAAAAGUAACAGUCAGUAUCUGGUGUGGCCACCAGCUGCAUUAAGUACUGCAGUGCAUCUCCUCCUCAUGGACUGCACCAGAUUUGCCAGUUCUUGCUGUGAGAUGUUACCCCACUCUUCCACCAAGGCACCUGCAAGUUCCCUGACAUUUUUGGGGGAAUGGCCUUAGCCCUCACCCUCCGACCAACAGUUCCCAGACAUGCUCAAUGGGAUUGAGAUCCGGGCUUUUCGCUGGCCAUGGCAGAACAUUGACAUUCCUGUCUUGCAGGAAAUCGCGCACAGAACGAGCAGUAUGGCUGGUGGCAUUGUCAUGCUGGAGGGUCAUGUCAGGAUGAGCCUGCAGGAAGGGUACCACAUGAGGGAGGAGGAUGUCUUCCCUGUAACGCACAGCGUUGAGAUUGCCUGCAAUGACAACAAGCUCAGGCCGAUGAUGCUGUGACACACCGCCCCAGACCAUGACGGACCCUCCACCUCCAAAUCGAUCCCGCUCCAGAGUACAGGCCUUGGUGUAACGCUCAUUCCUUCGACGAUAAACGCAAAUCCGACCAUCACCCCUGGUGAGACAAAACCGCGACUCGUCAGUGAAGAGCACUUUUUGCCAGUCCUGUCUGGUCCAGUCACGGUAGGUUUGUGCCCAUAGGCGACGUUGUUGCCGGUGAUGUCUGGUGAGGACCUGCCUUACAACAGGCCUACAAGCCCUCAGUCCAGCCUCUCUCAGCCUAUUGUGGACAGUCUGAGCACUGAUGGAGGGAUUGUGUGUUCCUGGUGUAACUCGGGCAGUUGUUGUUGCCAUCCUGUACCUGUCCCGCAGGUGUGAUAUUCGGAUGUACCGAUCCUGUGCAGGUGUUGUUACACGUGGUCUGCCACUGCGAGGACGAUCAACUGUCCGUCCUGUCUCCCUGUAGCGUUGUCUUAGGUGUCUCACAGUACAUACAUUGCAAUUUAUUGCCCAGGCCACAUCUGCAGUCGUCAUGCCUCCUUGCAGCAUGCCUAAGGCACAUUCACGCAGAUGAGCAGGGACCCUGGGCAUCUUUCUUUUUGUUUUUUUCAGAGUCAGUAGAAAGGCCUCUUUAGUGUCCUAAGUUUUCAUAACUGUGACCUUAAUUGCCUACCAUCUGUAAGCUGUUAGUGUCUUAACGACCGUUCCACAGGUGCGUGUUCAUUAAUUGUUUAUGGUUAAUUGAACAAGCAUGGGAAACAGUGUUUAAACCCUUUACAAUGAAGAUCUGUGAAGUUAUUUGGAUUUGUAUUAAUUAUCUUUGAAAGACAGGGUCCUGAAAAAGGGACGUUUCUUUUUUUGCUGAGUUUAUAUACUGUAUGAAUAGUGUGUAAAUAGUAUUUUUGUUGUGUCUUGGUGUCUUUCCUAUAUAGAACUCUAUUUCAAUUUAAUAUCUUAUGUUGUUCUUGUCUAUUACUGUUCUGUACUUUGUCAUGUAUUUGUACGUUUUAUGUGGACCCCGGGAAGAGUAGCUGCUGCAUGUGCAGUAGCUAAUGGGGAUCCUAAUAAACUAAACUAAAACGUUAACCCCAUCCAUCAACCACCACACACAUCCAACACUAGUAUCUUCUCCUCAGCUACCUCCAUUGCCCCUCCUCCUCCUCCUCCCCCUCCUCCUCCUCCUCCUCCCCCUCCUCCUCCUCCCCCUCCUCCUCCUUUUUCCGUCACCUCCUUCUCUUGCUCAUGUUCUCUUCUUACCUCAGCCCCCUCAAUAAUGGAUGUUAAUAAAACCCUGUUCACUCUUCCUGGCCUCUCAAUCAUCUAAUUUACUCCCAGUACUUUCCCUCUCACUGUACCACUGUGUGGAGAGAUCCAGGUUCUGUUUGCCCUGCUUACCCGUUCACGCCAUCAGCCAGCCAGAGGAGCGCUGUGACAAAUUACAUGGCUUGAUCUGCCUCCUCCAGCUCAACCCACUGCCGCAUACACACACACACACACACAUAUACUGGUACACACACAUACCGGUAGACAGGCACACACACACAGCCACACACAUGCACACAUACAAACUCACUCAACACAAACAGUAUGCGCCUGCCCACCCACACCCCCCCCCCCAGAUCUAUCCUGUGUCUAUCUGUGGCUUGCAUCCCAAAUGGCACCAUAUUCCCCACAUAGUGCACUACUUUUGACCUAAAAAGUACUGCAGUAUGUAGUGAAUAGGGUACCAUUUGGGACAGCCUGUGAGUCAUUGCGAGUGUCUCAGUCUUAUGAUCAGCAGCAGUAGCUCUAAUGUCUAAUAUUCUGUGUUUGUGUGUGAUUGCAUGCGUGUGCACUCAACCACACAUAGCCUACCAAACAAGUAAUGAAGACACUUUAUAAAAUAUUGACUAUUCACCGGACCGACAACGAACAUCAUGCAACAAGUUUUGAUGCUACCCAACUUAAAAGGUGUUUUGCCUCUUUUAAGAUUUUUUAUGAGCUACUCAAUAAAGCAUGAUGAUCAGCGGGUUCCCAGAUUAAUAUUAAUAAGUAUGUUUAUUGCAGAUGAGGAGGACCAGUGUGCGAGCGUGCGUGCGUGAACGUGCGUGUGCAGAGGUGCGUGCAUGUGUGUGUGUGUGUGUCUGCGGAGUGUAUUGCUGGAGCGUUUGUAAGUAUGCACAGCAGAUGCAAACUCUGUUGCCAUUUUGUUGUCAGCGGAGCCGGAGCUCAUGUAUUUUUCAGGCUUUUCCGACCGACCGAGGGCCGGGUUGCCAGGUAGUGUUGUGAUAGCGGGGGUUAGAUCCCGAUUGAGGGUGUGAUUGACAAACAGUGUUGCACACUAUCACACUCCUGAAGUACAAUGCUCAAGAACAACUGCUACUGUUAGUCUAUAGCAGUAACAUAGUAGCUAUGGUCUACUAACAGCCCCCGCAAUGGACAUCAUAUAGUUAUCAAUUCUACUCUGUGUGUUUGGAACCAUAGCUAGCCUAUAUGUCACAGAGAGACAUGUAUAAUGUAUCAUGUUUGUGCAUGUUGGAGAAUUGAAUACAGUAAUAAUGGGUCGAGGAGACCUGGGGGCAACGUACCACCACCAGAGAUCAACAAUGGGCCAAAAUAUGAGGGUCGGACUAUUUCUGCGAGACUAUAUGCUCUCUCUGCCUUGCGACCAUCUCUCUGAGACCACCAUUGAUAAAUCAAAAUAUACCGUCUGUGUUAUCUCCCAGUUAUGGGUCUGGUGUCUGGAGUAGGUUCCUGUAUGCAUUAGGGAUGUGUAAGGCUUGGUAAAUGGAAAGCAGAGGAGAGAGGACCCUCUCAUACAGUACCUAGCAAGCCAGAACGGCUGUGUACCAAAUGGCACCCUAUUCCCCAUGUGCACCACUUUUGAAUAGGGAAUAGGGUGUCAUUUAGGACAAACAGCAUAUAGGGAGGAAUAUGAUUUAUGAGUUGAAGGCUGAGUUUAAAUGCCUUAUGCUUUGUAUGCUAUUGGAUCCCUUAAUGGACUGGGAGAAAGGAGUGUAUAGGAAUGUGUGAUGCUGAAUUGAACUAGCUCAUCAGUACAGUGUUUGAGAUUGUGGACGUUUGCUGGUGUGACUAUGGUUUUUGUGGCAAUUCAUCCUCUUUAUACCCUUCUUUCUCCUUACUCUCUUUUCUUCUUUAUCAUUCUUAUCUUAUCUUAUUUAUUUCAAUAUUUUAUUUUCUCCAUCUGUACAUAUGCACAACAUGGCCCAAAGUAUGUGGACACCCCUUCAAAUGAGUGGAUUCGACUAUUUCAGCCACACCCGUUGCUGACAGGUGAAGGAAUCUCCAUAGACAAACAUUGGCAGUAGAAUGGCCUUACUGAAGAGCUCAGUGACUUUCAACGUGGCACCGUCAUAGGAUGCCACCUUUCCAACAAGUCAGAUCGUUAAAAUUCUGCCCUUCUAGAGCUGCCCCGGUCAACUGUAAGUGCUGUUACUGUGAAGUUGAAACAUCUAGGAGCAACAACGGCUCAGCCGUGAAGUGGUAGGCCACACAAGCUCACAGAACUGGACCGCCGAGUGCUGAAGCGUGUAGCGCGUAAAAAUCGUCUGUCCUCGGUUGCAACACUCACUACCAAGUUCCAAACUGUCUCUGGAAGCAACGUCAGCACAAUAACUGUUCUUCGGGAGCUUCAUGAAAUGGGUUUCCAUGACCGAGCAGCCGCACAUAAGCCUAAGAUCACCAUGCGCAAUGCCAAGCGUCGGCUGGAGUGGUGUAAAGCUCGACGCCAAUGGACUCUGGAGCAGUGGAAAUGCGUUCUCUGGAGUGAUGAAUCACGCUUCACCAUCUGGCAGUCCGACGGACGAAUCUGGGUUUGGCGGAUGCCAGGUGAUUGCUACCUGCCUCAUUGCAUAGUGCCACCUGUUAAGUUUGGUGAAGGAGGAAUAAUGGUCUGGGGCUGUUUUACAUGGUUCGGGCUAGACUCCUUAGUUCCAGUGAAGGGAACUCUUAAUGCUACAGCAUACAAUGACAUUCUAGACGAUUCUGUGCUUCCAACUUUGUGGCAACAGUUUGGGGAAGGCCCUUUCCUGUUUCAGCAUGACAAUGCCCCCGUGUACAAAGCGAGGUCCGUAACAUAAAUGGUUUGUCGAGAUCGUUAUGGGUGAACUUGACUGGCCUACACAGAGCCCUGACCUCAACCCCAUCAAACACCUUUGCAAUGAAUUGGAACGCCGACUGUGAGCCAGGCCUUAUCGCCCAACAUCAGUGCCCGACCUCACUAAUGCUCUUGUUGCCGAAUGGAAGCAAGUCCUUGCAGCAAUGUUCCAACAUCUAGUGGAAAGCCUUCCCAGAAGAGUGGAGGCUGUUAUAGCAGCAAAUGGGGGACCAACUCCAUAUUAAUGCCCUUGAAUUUGGAAUGAGAUGUUCGACGAGCAUAUGUCCACAUACUUUUGGCCAUGUAGUGUGUGUGUGUGUUCACUUAAGACUAUCUAAAAAAAUAAGUGAAAAUUGACAAAUUAUCCAAUGGAUUAUGAUUUUUUUUUAAGCAGAGGUGCAAAAGCAUAAGUUUGCACCCCCUAUUUUCAUUUUCUCCAUGGCUCAGGCGACCAAGUGGACACAAGGCUAUUUGGCUCAUCCCAGUCGCAAAGAGGAAUAACUUUGCAGCUGUUUUUGAAGAAUUAACAAUGCCAUGCUGGUGGGUGGUAACAUUAAAAUAAAACCCAGCCCUGAAAUGAAUCGUAGGAAAAGACACCGCAUUCACACGGAUUUGGGGGCAGUUCAGUAUAUCAUACUUUGACUAAAAUGAUUACUUAUUGACUUAAAUCAUUGUGCAACAUCAUGGGUAAGCUCUGGCCAUCAUCUUUCAGCUCGAUUGAAUCCAGCCGAAGGUUAUGGUUCCUCCAGGACUCAUAAACAGCCUAUUGCAGCUUCUGGGGAUCAGUGUUUGUGCCUCAAUAUGCCAAACAGGGAACCUCAGGAGAAAGAGUAGACCGACCUGGACACACACUCAGAUAUGCAUACUUGCACGCAAUCACACACAUUCUUUCUAAUAAUUAUCUCUCUCUCUCUGUAGGUGUUCUAGCGAUCCUGGCUGUGCCAGUGGGAGUGGUGUCCUCUACCCAGGAGCUGUACCCCAGCCGGACCCCCCAGGACCCUGUCUCCAUGGCAGCGCCCCACAGCAGCCCCCCUAACGCGCUCCUGCCCCUCCCAGACUGGCAGCAGGAGGACUCCAGCAGCGGGGACCCUUGGUCCCCCCAGGGAGGAGCGCUGCCCACAGGCAUCAUCCAGCCCACCACAGCCCUCAGCUCCUGGGGCUGGCAUCUAACCCACCACACCAGCCUGGCACACACUGUGACACCACUCAGUAAAGACAGCCUCAUUCAUGCUGCAGCUACUUUCAGUCCUAACACUGUGAACUCUGUGAGAGUAAACCAAGACCCUGGCCCUAGCUCUGUCAGCCCCAGCCCAGUCAAGCAGGCCCAUUCCCCCAGCUCUGGUGCGCUCAACCCGGGCCACAGCUCCAAUUCUCUCAGUGCAGACCAGGGCCUCUUGCCCAACUUGGUCAAUCAAGCCCAUAGCCCAGAUACUGUUAAUGUUAACCAGGGCAACAGCCCUCCUAGCCCUCCCAGCUCUGCUGGCCCACAGAGUGAGGUGGCUCCAGCUGCAGUGGAGGGGGCUCCAGAUUCUGGGUCUGCCCUGGCUCCUCCUUUGCCCAGCCCGCUCACAGAGAGAGGGGAUACUCUGGGCCCGGAGCUUGUUGGUCCCCCGGUCCCCACACACACCCAGGAGCCCCAGGAGAGGAAUGUCGAGGAGCCCACAGACCCCAGUCAGCAGGACUUCACCACUGAGCUGCAGCCUUUCUCACUCUCCUCCUCCUCUUCCUCAGUGGAUGCUGCUCUAGAUCAGACCCUCAGGGAGUAUGUUGAAGCCACGCCCGAGCUGUCCCGACCCCACGCCAUCACCAUACGGGAGGUGCACCCCCUGGUCAACGAAGACCCCACCCUGGAGCUGAAAACAGAUGGCAAUGUCACUUUUCAUAGCGGCAGUGUGGAGGGCAUCCCUGGCGAGGACCCCUCCUCCCAGUGGAACAGCUCGUCCGCUACGGAGCCCCCCUCCACGGCCAGUGGGAACUUCCUGAACCGACUGGUCCCCGCCACCACUGCGGACCCCUGGGGUCCUGGUAAUGGAUCCGGCCCCGCUCUGGACUCACCGCUGUCCCACGCCACCAUCUGCCUGAGCAAGAUAGACAUUGUGUGGAUCGUGUUGGCCAUCAGUGUGCCUGUGUCCUCGUGCUGUGAGUAUCAAAUAACAACCUGAUGAAUGCUUUGAUGGCAAAACAUGUUUUUUUAAUGAUAACAAAGCCCUUCAUAUCAAACGUCCAUUUCCCUCUAUUAGGGAUUAAUAUCUCUUGUACAAUUUAAGUAUAAACUCAAAGCCCCUUAGAGAAAACCAUAUCAAAGGCAAAGAGGUUAGAGAAAUUGUGUUUGAGUCAGUAGGAGACUGACCACCACUUUUAUGAGGCUGAGAUCACAUUCAUACCACCCAACCUAUCCACUGAGUCAACGUGAUAAAUAAUUAAAGAGCUGGAUAGAUAUAUUAGAGGUUGGAUCGUUUUAGAGACUGUACUGAUUUUGCCUCCCCCUCGCCCUCCUUCCCUACCUUCCUCCAUCCUCCCUUCCUCUCCCCCUCCAGCUGUGCUGCUGACCGUGUGCUGUAUGAGGAGGAAGAAGAAGUCUUCAAGUCAGGAGAACAACCUGAGCUACUGGAACAAUGCCAUCACCAUGGACUACUUCAACAGGCACGCCGUGGAGCUGCCCCGGGAAAUCACAUCCCUCGACAAUGCUGAGGUACACACAGUCCUGAGACUGACUGACACUUUUAUUAUUAGACCAAAGAGGACUUCCUGUAGGAUAUGAUAAAUGUUACACUUGAGGGGAAGGGCCGGUAUAUAAUGUAAUUACGAAAUUACAGCCCCCAAUCUGGCACUCAAUUGCUUUAGAGGGGAUUUAUUAUAUAUAGUGAAAUUGCCUAUAUGUAAGGUUGUUGCAUGGAUUCAGCAUGGUAUAAUGGAGAUUUAGUCAGAUUGAUAUAAACUGUGUGAUGGCAUUGAUUAGAGUUUAGAAAUACCAAGGGAUUUAAUGAAUAUGUAGCCUAUAUUCAUACAGCCAUUACAAUAUUGGGCUCCUCCAAAUUAGGCUCCUCAACUAUACAUGAAUUCAGAGAUGAUACAGAAAAUGUAAAUCAGCGAGCCGAGUGUUGCUAAGUAGCUAGAGUAGAUGUGAGGUCAACAUGUGGUUACAGUGGAAUAUAUAUAUAUAUAUAUAUAUAUAUAUAUAUAUAUAUAUAUAUAUAUAUAUAUAUAUAUUAUAUAUAUAUAUAUAUGUGUGUGUGUGUGUAUGUGGACUAUAGUGCCCUCUGCUGUAAGAUUAAUGGUACAGCUAAAAUGUUGUGGCCCCACUUCAACUAAUCAUUUUGGUGUAAUUUUAGACCUUUAGCUUAUCCUUUAUUUAGUUCAAUCUACUGACAUAUUUUUGUUGCUAUGAAAUCAGCAAGUCUUAUCAGCUCUCCUCAUAAUUUCUCAUCUGCAUACUGACCACACCUCUAUUUCUGGUUUGUCCUCUUUUUUUGCUCCCUCCAUCGCUUUCUCUCUCCAUCCAUCUCUCCUCUGGUGGUGCAGGAGCGGGAUGCCGAGGUCGGAACAUGUUUAGGAUGCUCGUGGUGACACACAGGUGUUGUGUUGCGUCCCUGUUUUAUUCCUCCUCUCACUGAAGCUCUACCUCAUCCCUUCCUCCUUCCCUCCAUAUUUUUCUUUCCUAAAGUGCCUCUAGCUUGUCUGGUGCCGUUACCAUAGAGAUGAAUCGUGAAUAGAUUUAUCUCUAUGGCCGUUACAGUCAAUAUUUAUCGCUUAUUUUUCCUGAAUAGCCAAGUGCAACCUAGUGUAUCUUGCAUACAAUAGUACAAGUACUAUAUAUAGUGAUUUGUUUAUGUUAGGGUUUGGGGUAUUGCCAGUUAGAAUGUACCUCUCUUUGUCUCCUCUCUUUCUGUUUUUUUUCAUCUUUUUCUUCACCACCUUCCACCCCCAGUUCUGUCUUUUAGCUGAGUCACCACCACCAUUUCUCUCUCUGCCUCUCCUCUUUCUCCCUCUCCUCUCUCUCUCUCCUCCCUCUGCUGUGUUCUGCUGAGUCACCCCUUCUUUUCCCUUCUUUCCUUCUUUUCUCUGUCAUGGAGCCUGUUCAACUCCCCUCUCUCCUUCCCUCUAUUUUUCUCUCUGUGUGUUCUCUCUGCUAGUGUAAUCAUUCAGCCAUCUUUUGUCCUCAUGAGAAUGGUUUGUGUCUGCCAAGUCACAAAACACUCAGCCCUGAAUCUCACUAGCCUUUAGAAUCAGCUAGUAUUUAUCUUCUAUAGUGUGUACCUGGCAUGAAUCGUGAUGUAGUGUCAUGCUAAUGUAUAUGUUGUGUGUGUGUGACUUUGUCUGUCUGUGUGUGUAUGUGUGUGUGUGUGUGUGUGUGUGUGUGUGUGUGUGUGUGUGUGUGUGUGUGUGUGUGUGUGUGUGUGUGUGUGUGUGUGUGUGUGUGUGUGUGUGUGCGUACAUGCGUGCUCCUGUGUAUGUUCCAGGAGCAGGAGAUGUGUCUACCCCCUAACGGGGACUACAGCGACAGCGGGGUGGUGCUGGUUAACCCUUUCUGCCAGGAGACCCUGUUCAUCAACAGAGAGAAGUCCUGCGCCAUCUAGAGAUGAGGGAGGCUGGUCUUGUGGCCAUGUCCUGAAACCACCAAUACAAGACUGUCAAAAAUAAAGGUCUGACUUUCAAAAUAAAGGUCCCCCGCCAUGGCUUUCUCCCUUUUCUCCCUCCGCUGUCGUUUUUAUAUACGUGGUAAAUCUUCAGAGACUCCCACUUUAUACUGUACAUUAUGAAUACAUAGACAACACUAAAGGAAGAGUUAAAAACAGACACUAUUUACUAUGAAGGUGCGCCUACAUAUUUUUGUGAUGUAAAUUUUCUACAAAUGCUUAAUUGUGAUAAGGGUUUUUAUGUCUUUAUAAACUACGGAGUAUGUGUGAUUUCCGUUUUGUUACAGUGGCUUGAUGGUGAGAACAUUGUGGACGUGGCCACUUGAAUUCUGCUUUAGAGAGAAGAUAUUCUGUAAGAAUGUUAUGUUUCAUUUUCUUUUUAAUCAAACCCCAAAUAUUUUGCGAAAAGCCUGUUCAACUUGAAUUCUGUACCUACGAGAUUUAGGGCAAUGUUUGUGAGAUCAGGUUUUAGUAGAGGCAAUGGAGGGGUUAUCAUUUGAACUGCCUCGAUAGCAGGGGGACCUGCAACAGUAGUGUAGGCAAGGGACAAUGCCCAAGAGGUAUAGUGUUGUAUCUGUAUAUACCAAAUGGAAUUGACUUUUAUAAUGGCUUUUCCCCUCGCGUGUCACCAGCCUGUGUGUGUGUGUGUG
This is a messenger RNA of Coregonus sp. 'balchen', 13161 nucleotides long. The record is from the annotation of a GenBank genome assembly. Lineage: Eukaryota; Metazoa; Chordata; Actinopteri; Salmoniformes; Salmonidae.